This is a messenger RNA of Phaethon lepturus (White-tailed tropicbird), 1359 nucleotides long. Its product is annotated as collagen alpha-1(XI) chain-like. The transcript is spliced from 22 exons. The record is from RefSeq and is a predicted model, not a curated record. The annotation marks the transcript as partial. Lineage: Eukaryota; Metazoa; Chordata; Aves; Phaethontiformes; Phaethontidae.
GGUGACGUGGGGAAGCCAGGACCAGCGGGCCCUCCGGGGGAGAAAGGUGCCAAGGGCUCGGACGGCCUCCCGGGACCGCGGGGGCAGCCUGGGGAACCCGGUAUGCGAGGCCUGAUCGGCUCACGCGGGUCCCCCGGGCCUUCGGGUGCCAGCGGCAUCGAUGGAGCACCGGGGCCCAAAGGCAACGUGGGAAUCCAUGGGGAGCCGGGACCCCCGGGACAGCAAGGGAACCCUGGUCCGCAGGGUCUGCCGGGCCCCCAGGGCCCCGUCGGGCUGCCAGGAGAGAAGGGCCCACCGGGGAAGCCGGGAAUACAGGGUGUAGCUGGGGCCGAUGGGCCCCCGGGUCACCCCGGCCGAGAAGGGCCAGCCGGCGAGAAGGGCCUCCAGGGCCCUGUGGGUGCCCCUGGUCCCAUCGGCUAUCCAGGACCCCGUGGGGUGAAGGGGGCUUUCGGCGUGCGGGGCCUGAAGGGCAGCAAAGGGGAGAAGGGAGAAGAUGGAUUCCCCGGCUUUAAGGGGGACAUGGGCCCCAAGGGUGACAGGGUAAGUGGGGUCUCAGGCCCUGUGUCCCUGCGUCCCCGCAUCCCCGCACCCCCGUCCCUCCUCGCCUGCGGCUCAGCUCUGCUCUCUCCCUUGCAGGGCAAGCUGGGAGUGCCGGGUCUCCCGGGCUAUCCCGGGCGCCAGGGCCCCAAGGGCUCCACUGGCUUCCAGGGUCCCAUGGGGCUGGCGGGAGAGAAAGGCAAGAGGGGCAAGGCCGGCCAGGCUGGGCAGACGGGACAGCGAGGGCCCCCGGUGAGUAACCCCUGCCCUGGCCCCGAGCUGGGGGUGACAGAAAUCGCCCUGUGUGCCGUGCCUGGUGACUACCACCGGGCCGGCUGUCCCACGGGGAAACCCGGCCCAAAGGGAGAUCCUGGCCAUGACGGGGCACCCGGCGCGGUGGGAGAGAAGGGUCCCCAAGGUCCGCAGGGUCCCAACGGCUUCCCGGGCACGAAAGGUCCCCCUGGUCCCGCCGGGAAGGACGGCUUGCCAGGACACCCGGGACAGCGUGGCGAGCCGGGGUUUCAUGGUAAAACCGGCCCCCCUGGCCCCACAGGGGUGGUGGGACCCCAGGGUAAAUCAGGCGAGACCGGACCUGUGGGAGAAAGGGGGCACCCAGGCCCCCCCGGCCCCCCCGGGGAACAGGGCCUGCCUGGAGCUGCUGGCCGAGAAGGAGCCAAGGGUGACCCUGGCCCUGCUGGCAUCCCUGGUAAGAGUGGCCCCCCAGGCAUCCACGGCUUUCCCGGCACACGGGGGGCACCCGGAGAGACGGGUCCUCCUGGCUUGAAGGGUGGGGAAGGUCCCCCUGGUCCCCCUGGACCCACG